AUGCAACAGCCACCUCAGCGUAGAAUAUUUACAGAGAACGAUUUACACCUGUGGUGCACAUCGAAGGCAUACACUGGAUUGACUGCGUUUAUUGUCGAGCUCAAUGAAGCUGUGGUGGAUAAGUCCAUGGAUUUGGACAGCACUGGGAAAUCAGAACUAGAUUCAGAAUCAGAUAGCCCGAUUAACAACCUACUCUCCCUCAUCCAAACUACCGAUAGCUGGAUCGAUGACAUAACUCCAGUUGACAGCCCACAGCGAUUCGGUAAUACGGCUUUCAGGGACUGGGGAAGGAGGUUGGAAGAGAACGCAGCUCAAAUGUUAACUCCGCUACUUCCAAACAAUAACCACACAGACGCACUAAACCAGAUAACGCCCACCCUCCUAAAUGCUUUCGGGUCUUUUGUCCGAAUAGACUAUGGUACCGGCCACGAGUUAUCAUUCAUCGUCGUCCUAUACAUGCUGAGACAAAUCGGAGUGCUGAACUCGACGCACAACUAUGAGCUAAUCGCCAAAGUAUUUGUCAACUACUGGAAAACAGUAACACGUCUUCAAAUCACCUACAAACUUGAACCAGCAGGCAGCCACGGCGUGUGGGGAUUAGACGACUACUGUUUCAUGCCCUACAUCUUCGGUUCGGCGCAGAUAAGGAGCACUGACACGCCACCUUCCCGUCUCUUCCACCAGACAGACGCUUUCCCUGAUACACACACCAAUCUUUACGCCCGCGCUGUGUCCAAUAUACACCAAUUCAAGAGCGGUCCGUGGCACGAACACUCGCCGCAGCUCUACAGCAUCGCUCACACCGUCCCUAAUUGGUUUAAAGUCAACAAAGGUUUAUUUAAAAUGUUCGAUGCGGAGGUGUUGAAGAAGAGGGUCGUUGUCCAGCAUUUGCUCUUCAGCUAUCUCUUCCCUUUCGAUAGUGAUCCUGCGGCACAGCAAAUCGAUCACGGUGGGCUGCCUCUGUCGAGUGGGAGUGGUACUGGCACUAGCACUGGUAUAUCUACCGCUAGAUUGCAGCACCAGCAAAAUCACCAAACUCACAACCCUACACCCCGCUCACCUCACUCUGAUACCCUCCUCCCUCCUCUUCUGUCGAGGAGCGAGAGGAAGAAACAGAAGGAUACACUCGCUUCUUCCGGUUCUGCUGCUGCUUCUACGUCUCCAUUCGGGGUGUUAUCGAAACCAUCUUGA
Wallemia ichthyophaga EXF-994 is the source of this 1191-nucleotide messenger RNA. Its product is annotated as Serine/threonine-protein phosphatase 2A activator 1. The record is from RefSeq and is a predicted model, not a curated record. Gene Ontology annotation, biological process: mitotic spindle organization. Lineage: Eukaryota; Fungi; Basidiomycota; Wallemiomycetes; Wallemiales; Wallemiaceae. Bases 1 to 1191 code for a protein of 396 amino acids. The transcript has 2 exons. Gene Ontology annotation, cellular component: protein phosphatase type 2A complex; cytoplasm; nucleus. Gene Ontology annotation, molecular function: protein tyrosine phosphatase activator activity; peptidyl-prolyl cis-trans isomerase activity.